AUGUUUUGGCUGAGCGGCAUGGCAGGAACUGGGAAGUCAACCAUUUCUCGUACCGUCGCUCGAACUUGCGAUCAGCAGGACAAGCUUGGAGCUAGUUUCUUCUUCGAAAGAGGCGAGAUUGAUAGGGUAAAUUUGGUCAAAUUCGUGCCGACUUUAGCUCAUCAACUUGCCUCAAGAGUCUCGGGAUUUGCACAAAUCAUCAAAGAUGUACUUGAUACCAAUCCAGAGAUACUGAGCAAAGCUAUCCGUCGGCAGUUUAGUGAUCUGAUUUUGGGGCCCUUAAUCAAGAUAACGGCAUCACGGACAACUGGAAUGUCGCUAACAUUUGUGGUUGACGCUUUGGACGAAUGUGAGAGUGAAGAUGACAUAAAGCUGCUGCUUGAUAUUCUAUCUCAAGCACCCUCCAUGAACUCGUUGUACAUUCGUGUAUUUGUGACCAGCAGACCUGAAACAUCAGUGCGUCGUCAUUUUCCUUCUAACGCUGGCAUCUGUCAACCCCUGAAACUGCAUAAAAUCCCCACCGAGACCGUCCACUCCGAUAUAUCUCUCUUCCUUCACCAGGAACUCACUGAAAUUCGGGAUAACUUCAAUAAUUUAAAGGAACAAAAGAGAUUACCACAGCUAUGGCCCACAGAAGCCGUCACCCAGCAACUCACCGAUAUGGCUUCGCCCCUUUUCAUCUUUGCUGCAACUAUAUGUCGUUUUAUUGACAACUGGAGAAUGGGAGACCCCGAUGAACUACUCCAGCAAGUACUUGAUACUAUGGGCAAUGAUCAUGGUUCGCAACUGAUGCAUAUUUACUCUCCAAUUCUGCAAAAUCAAAUAGUUAACAAGGCGAAGAGAAAAGAAAUCAUUCAAAGCUUCAAGCUCAUUGUUGGCACUAUAAUCAGCCUGGUUGAGCCCUUGUCCCAGAAGGCCUUAGCAGGUCUUCUAGAUAUUGGUCUCGAGAAAGUAACGACAAGACUCCGGAAUUUACCUUCUGUUCUAGACGUCCCGGAAAACAUCGAUUUGCCAGUACGGCUACUACACCAAUCAUUCCGUGAUUAUCUUAUCAUGGAGGAGGUUGAUUUUGUGGUGGAUGAGAAACUCGCACACCAAAUCAUUGCAACCAAAUGCUUCGGCGUCAUGACCGCUCUGAAGGAGAAUAUCUGCAGUCUACAGUUUCCAGGGAUAUGUCGAUCCGAGAUUGACCGUGAACACCUUGAGCAGUGCAUACCAUCAGAGUUACAAUACGCUUGUCUUCACUGGGUGCAUCAUCAAAUUAACUCGAAACGUGAGGCGCAAGACGAUCAGAAAAUCACCAAGUUCCUGCAAGAUCAUCUCCUUCAUUGGAUUGAAGUGCUGGCAUUGAUGGGACAGUCUGGAAAUAUCCUCAUCAAUUUUGAAUCUUUGGCAAGCUGGCUAGAGCCUAGAGGUAUGGUUAUUUAG
This is a messenger RNA of Penicillium malachiteum, 1428 nucleotides long. RefSeq lists its product as uncharacterized. NCBI's taxonomy places the organism in Eukaryota, Fungi, Ascomycota, Eurotiomycetes, Eurotiales, Aspergillaceae. The record is from RefSeq and is a predicted model, not a curated record. Bases 1 to 1428 code for a protein of 475 amino acids. The transcript has a single exon.